Helobdella robusta is the source of this 3465-nucleotide messenger RNA. RefSeq lists its product as hypothetical. NCBI's taxonomy places the organism in Eukaryota, Metazoa, Annelida, Clitellata, Rhynchobdellida, Glossiphoniidae. The transcript has 3 exons. The record is from RefSeq and is a predicted model, not a curated record. The coding region runs from base 1 to 3465 and encodes 1154 amino acids.
AUGACCUCGCAUGUAAAGGAAACAGAACUGACCAAUAAAGCAGCAGAUAUGUUUACGAGCUACGCUCUCAAUAAUUUUCAGCAUUGUCACAAUGCACUAGAAAAACGUAUGUUGAAACAACAACAGCAGAACCAAUGUUAUCUACCAUUACAACAACAACAUCAACAUCAACAACAACAACAUCAACAACAUCAAGAAAGUUACGACAGUGACCUCCAAAAUAAUCAGCAUUCCAAUAAACAAACCAACUACAAUGACAAAAUUCUUCGUUUUGAUAACUCCGAUGCUUCAUCGUUCAACGAAAUAAAUAGAAAGACAGUCAACAACAAGCAGCAGCACAUCGGCGCAAUGAACCACAAUCGUGCUAGUAAGAUUUAUAGGGACGACAACCGCUCCGAUGACGACACGAUUGAUGUGAAGCUGGAGUAUCAGGAAGAUGACAGAAUCAAUAAGGCAAAUAGCAUUGUUAAUGUCCACAGCAGUCAUAUGCAUGGUCAUAUCAACUUACCAGCAGCAGCUUUCUUCUCCCUUCCUCACAGCAGUUACGGUCCCGUCAACGACAACAAAAACUUCGACACAAGCCACCCUGUUAAAAACGCUAAUUUUGAUUAUUCAAAAUACAGCAAGUUAUUUGAAAACAAAAUAUAUCCAACGUUUCCUGUACAAGAUUUUGCGACGCCUUCCCAGUUUAACUUUAACUACAGCAAUAACAUUAAUUGCAACAACAACAACAACAGCCACGAUUUCGACAAAUAUAUCAACUUGAAGGCCAUGCAACAAAGCCAACAACAACAAUACAUGCUUCAGCAAGAAAAUAAUCUCCUUUUACAAUUUCAACAACAGCAAGCGAAACAGCAACAGCAACAUAAUCAAAAACAACGUCAACAACAUUUUCUUCAUAACCAACUUCAGCAGCAGCAGCAGCAGCAACAACAACAACAACAACGAAAAUAUGCCUCAUCUCAGCCUUCCCAGAACUACGAUCACAUAAAACAGGCCUUACUGAAAAAUGCUGCCUUUUCAGAUCAGAGGAACAGAAGUUCCAGUUUUUCAGCUGAACUGAGCAAGAGAGAUUCAGUUGAAAGAAACACCAAUCACUUCCAUCCCGACAGCCAGUUUUACAGAAAAGAGGUUUUAUCCAGUUCGAUUGGUCAGUCCAAAGUAAAUAACUCGCUGCACAAGUAUGAUGGCGGAGAUGGUCAAAUUCUGAAAAAUGUUGCGAGACGUAAGAAUACUGAGAAAAAUAACUGCGUUGACGAUGACGGUGCUAAUUCUUUUGAAAAUGAAUAUUCAUACAAAGAUAACAAAUUAAAAGAUGAUUUCGAAGAUAAAAUUAAUCUGAACAGAUGUACGGUUUUGUUAGAAAACAAAAUAACCGACCGAGAUUAUCAGCAUUUGAAGGGUGCCACCGGAAUUAACAGAUCCGUUAUCCACGAGAAAGAUGUCCACAGAAACCACGAAUACAACAGCCAACCCAAUCAGUUUGGUCCAGUUCGGGAUGAAGAGUUGCCCAUGAAGAUGGGUGCUGGAUUGCACGUGGAAAAGUUGAUGCUUUACAGGAAUGUCUCUUUUGACGGUGACAGUGAUUCCGAUGAAAACAAGCUUAGCAUGAAAAAUCACCAGGCUAUGAAGUUCAAUCCGGUUCAUAAUCGAGGUGGAAAUGAGGAUAGUACAUCAGUUAAGAUGGUGAAUUCUGAUGUUGGAAACAAAAGACACAAAAUAUUCACUAAAUGGAAUGUCUCCGAUUCCCCAGAAAAUUGUUCAGAGGCAAACAAAAUGAAUGACAGCAUUAGCAAAGGUAAUAAGACUAAGGAUGAUAGCAAAGACAACAUUAAUGAAACAGUUUUAAGGAAGAGAAACUUCAACCUUGACAACGAGGACAAUAAAAAUGACGAUGACCAUGACAGCGAUUUUAAGGAGUACGCGAUGAAGCACAAGAAGAGAAAAGCUUUAGAAAAAAUGAGUAGAGUAGGACCUGAAUACGCAAAAGACAACGCAGCAGUAACAGCAGCAGUAGCAGUAGCAGCCUCAACAGCAAAUGUUACAGAACCUUAUAUAUUAGCCACCACCAACAAAACAAGUUACAACAUCAUUUCUGAUUUUAAAAAUUCUAGCGCAAGGGUUAAUGAAGAAGAGGUAAAAACUGAUGGCAAGACAUGUAUAGCACGUCUUGAUGGGGAAGACGAAAACGAAGAUGAUGGUAAUUGUGAAAAUUUUAAAGAUGAUAACAAAAAAAAUGAUGAUAGUGAUGCAAGUGGUGGAAAAAUUGUAGAAGAAGAACAUUCAAGACACAUAAUGCGCGUCAAUGAAGAGUGCAAAGUAACACACUCAGCAACAAAAUCAAGAGUACAUUCCUCGAAUCCCUACCACCUCAGUAAACGAAGCAACAACUGCGCAGGCAAGAUCAACAGCGUAGAAAUGGACACCCCAAACAACAACCAACUAAAUGACCAGGACAAUGAAAACAACGCAAACAACAUCAACAAAAAGUUCAGCAAGGUUAAACAAGACCGCACAAGCAACAAUGGCGAUAUAAAAGACAUCGUCACAGUUGUAAAUAGAAAAAUCGGUGCUAAUGAUAAUAAUAGCAACGAACAGAAUCGAUUGUGCAUCAUUAACCAGAGCUCCAGUAACAACAGCAGUUGCAACAACAACAACAGCAACUAUACAAAAUAUUCAGACAUAGGUAGCAGCGUAGGAAACAACCACAACAUUAACAACAACAACGUCGUUAACAUCAUCAACAAUAACAUCAACAACAACACCAUCAUCAACAGCAACAACAUCAUCAUCAACAACAACAUCGUCAACAACUCAGAUUCUGAUAAAGAAAACAAUUCCAUAAUUAUUUCAAGCAGUUCAGUUGACAGUACUGCAAAUUCUGCACCUGCCAGUGUGGAUAAAAAUGUCAAGAAGGACUUCAAUAGUGAUGAUAAAAUUGAUGAUGAUGUUAAUAAAAAUGGUGAUGGUGAUGAGGACAACGGCAAUGACGACGACGACGACGAUGAUGAUGGCUGUGGUACUGAAGUUGAUAAAAAGGAAAAAGAUGAUGAAGAUGUGACUAACAGAAAAAUAAGUCAUGAAUCUGAGAAUUCUAAUUUCAAACGUUAUAAGAAUCAUGAUAAUGAACGAGAUCUGGGUAGCGAAAAUGACCACAUUACCAACAAUGGUCAAAAUUACGGUGAUGGUCAGGAUAACAAUGACGAUGAUGACCAAAAUAAUGAUGAUAACGAUAUUGAUAAUGAUGACCGAGAUAAUGAUGAUGGUAAUAACCAACUGGGUUCGCCAUCAAUCAUAGAGAGGAGAGUGAUGGAAGAUGAUGGUGAGGAAGAAGAUCUAGAUUGCAAAAUGUGUGAUUACAAAGGAACGCCAAUUUCAAACUCGUCGGAACGUUCCAUUGUUGCAACUUAUCCGAUGUCUUCUUUUUCCGAAACUCUUUCAAACAAUAUUUUUGCAUCAUUUUAG